This is a messenger RNA of Pocillopora meandrina, 8170 nucleotides long. The record is from the annotation of a GenBank genome assembly. Lineage: Eukaryota; Metazoa; Cnidaria; Anthozoa; Scleractinia; Pocilloporidae.
AUGACAACUUUGGACGAUAAAAUUCUCGGUUUAAAAACCCAAAAUUACGUAUCGAGCUCUGAAAGUGAAGGAGAAGAUGAGGAUGAUAAAAUUAUGGACGAUGAAGACCCUAGAAACGAUAACAUCGAUCUAAGCGAUGUAGCAGCUCCUUCGGAUUUUCGACUUGAAGUUCCGAAGGUGAAAGUUUAAUCAACGUAACACUGAUUAAUUUUCUGUUUAUCGCUGUGAAACAUAAAUUUACUCAUUCCUCACCUCAUAUCGCUAACUGUAUGGUUUGAUAGAUCUAUGAUGACGGAUAAAUAGUUGCCGCAAACACACUUUCUCUUUUGAAGAGAUAGAAAGUUCCUUUCAUCAACUAACGACCUUGUGAAAGCUUAAGAUAACUUAUUCUUGUGAUCGAAUGUGCGAAUUGAUCGCAAUUUUGUUGGAUGUCUGAAAAAAGUUGAUAAAAAAUUUGACAGCAACGGUAAGGUUUCCGUGUCACCCUAUACUUGAUUAUACAUGCAGUUCUCGGAUCAAAGAAAUCAAUUGCAAAUAGAGUUAAUCUUUUCUGGAGCAUCACAGCGGGCAAGAACCUUAAAUCCUCCAAUGUGAUUGGCUUAUAAGCUUUCAACCCCUCCAGUUUAUUGCAAUAUGGACCAUGGUCUAAAGUUUUUCCACGUCAUACAUGACAAAGUGCUAAAAAAGUAAACCAGCUGAAACAUAAAUAAGUAAUUUAUCAGUCAGUCUAUACUGGGAAAAAACUGUACCCUUGGUAACUCUCCUUUGGGUUGAAUUUCAAAGCUGACAUGCUGACUUGCAUUUCAAGCAUCAGCACUUUGUUAGAGUGAUGACAGAGGACUAAUGCCAGAAACAUCAGCUUUGAAACUUGUUAUGGUGACCAAUCUACCUUAUCAACCUAGUUAACCCUUUAACUCCUGUGAGUGACCUAGACAUAAUUUCUCCUUACUAUAUCUAUACAAUAUCACAUAGACAAGUGAUGAGAAUAAAGAAAAAUAUCAAUUAUUGGAUUAGUAAUUGAUCUGAUAUCAAAUUCUCCAAACUAAAAUAAUGAGAAUCAUUUGGCAGACAGUAAGGAGUAUUAAUAAUGAGACUUACAGAGUUAAAGGGUUAAUAAAACCAAAAUUAUCUUGUUACACUCCUCAACAGACACAGCACCACAGUUCUAUCAGAAACUUGCCCCUUUUAUUUAGCCCUUUGCCAGAUUGGUUUUCUUUUUUUAUAUAUUUUCUAUUAACUCAUAAUUGAUCUUGAGUCUUCAGACAGGACCCAAAGGUGUAAUUCAAGACUAUCGUCGCUAUAAGCAACUUGAGACUGAACAGCGGAAAGAAAAAGAGAAAGAAAUUAGAGCAUUGGCACAGAAGUUUUCUGUCUCUUGCCAAAGCAGUGUAAGUUGUCAUCAUUACAUAAACAAUAUAAUAUAUCUAAAGUGCCUUUGGAACUUUUAUAAAUGCCUGGUUUUUGAUAAUGCAUGUCAUUAAAAAACUGCCAUCUCUUGUCCUUAUAAUAAGAUAGGGUUAGUGAAAAAAGGUCCCUAAUUGGCUUGUGAUGAACUACUAUAUUCUCCUCUCAAAUUGUCUUAUAUUCCCUUGUUAAACUAGAGGGAGAAGUGGACAUUUCAUCUUAUCUCAUUUAACCCUUAAACUCAUAAAAAUGAUCCAUAUGAUAUCCAUACAUUAUCCAACAAACAGGUCAUGAGAAUACUCAAACUUAUCAGGUAGAAAUUGUUAUCUUGAUCUAAAACUGAAUUCUUAUAACUAAUUUACUAAGAAAUGUGGAGCAGCUACAGGGGAGAAUUAACAAUCGGAUCUUGGAUUUAAAGGGUUAAGGUCUUCUACCCACCAAACUCCUGGAUUAAGCAAGGCCUCUGUGUAAAUAUCCACUUAUCAGUAUAAGAACAAAAGUCAGUGACCCUAUUGUGAGCUUACACAUAAAUCUGUAGAUAAGUUUCAAUAUCGAAAGCCAAACAAAUGCUGUUUUUACUACUUUCCAUCUUAUGAGGUUUCCAAAAGUAUUGAUUGGAGGAUGUUUGUUAGUUCAUUGCAUGUUACCUCCCCCUCCCUGCCUAAUAUUUCAGUGGGCUGCCUUAAUUUGACCCUUUUCCCCCUGAGAGUGACUAGCAUCUAACAUCUCCCUGUAAUAUCCCCCCUGAAUUACACGCAAAGGUCACAAGAAUAACAAAAAUGAUCACCAACUAAAGAGACUCUUGAUUGUUCAACAAAUUCUCCUUGUCAGCACCUCUAGAACUCUAUAGAGAACAAUAUGGAGAAUAUGUAUACUGAUGCUAGGGUGUAAGGGGUUAAAUUUGGAGCUCCAAUCACCAUACAUUAUAUAACAAUGGAAAGGUUAGUUACAGUAAAUAACUCGUGUGCAUUUCAAUAUUUUCCAAUUUUUUUUUCUUGGAGAAUGUAGUUAAAAUAGUAAUGCUUCAUUUAAUGUUAAAGAAAAAAUUUGAAAAUAAUGUCUCUAAAUAUAAAUAAGCAAUUUAGAAAAUGAAUAUAAUUAAAUUUUUUGUUAUUUACAGCUUGAUGAUGAAAGAGAAAAGGAACUUCUUAAGGAGCUAGAGCUUGAUACUGAUGAAUUCAUUCAACAAUACCACUUGCAAAGAUUACUUCAGUUAAAGGAAGAACAGGAAAGAAGACUUCAACUAAACAGGUUGAAACACUUCCAUUUUCUUAAUGAUUAAAGGAAAAAUAAGUAAAGAAAUGAUCCUCAUUGGUGAACUUUGACUGUGACUGAGAAAACUGCAGGAAAAGAAGCUUGAAAAUUUCCUUUCUCAUUUAUUUGUUUAACCCUUUAACUCUCAGAGUGAUUUACAUGUAACUUCUCCCAACAAUAACCAUACACUAUCCAACAAACAGGUGAUGAGAUUACUCAAACUUAUCAGUUAGAGGUUGUUAUCAUGAUACAACACCAAAUUCUUAUAACUAAAUUACAAGGAAAUGUGUAACAGUUAGAUGGGAGAAUUAACAACCAGAUCUUGAGAGUUAAAGGGUUAAUUAAAAUAUAGUAAUCCUAAAUUGUCGUGUGAUCCACCAGUUUUAUGAGGAGUGGCUUAACACUUUUUUUUCCAAUAGUCCUCUCAACUUAUUACUAUUCAUUUUGAUAUCAUCAUGAAAUUUUUCCUUUUCAGCCCCAAGUUUGGAAAAGUAAUUUCAUUACAGAACAAGGAUCAGUUUCUUGAUGCUGUCGAUAAAGAAAACCCAAAUGUGAUUGUUGUGGUUCAUCUUUACAGUGAGGUAACAUCAUUUUAAUCCUUAACACCCCAACAUCAGCAUGCAUAUUCUCCAUACAAGGAGAUUUUGUCUAACAAUCAAGAGCUUCUUGAGUUUGCGAUCAUUUCCUUAAUUCUCGUUACCAUAAUAUUUGAUUCAGGGGCAAUGUUGUUGGGAUAAAGUAGAUUUGUUAGUCACUCUUAAGGGUUAAAAGGGUGUAAAAAUUUAUAACAUGUUUUUAUCCAAAUCAUACCGCAGUAUUUUAAGUAUCAUGCUUAAUUCUUAAUUUCCUUUUUUAUACUAUAAGGAUCUUCAAAGCUGUAGAGCUAUGAAUGGUUGUCUGCAGUGUUUAGCCCAGCAGUACUCUCUGGUGAGAAAUGUUUAUCAUUCUAUAUGAUUUCCUCCUAAGAGACUGGUUAUUUUUUAUAUAAAGGGGAAGAAGGAAAAAUAUGUUGGGAAAUUUAGAAUCAAAAUUUCUAUAAGUUGCUCCCCCCCCCCCUCCCCCCACACUUUCAGGCCAUGUUAAUAGCAUGUGACCCCCUUCUUUAUUAAAUAUUAUAAAUAUUAAUGCAAUGACCACCCUUUUCCCCCCCCAUCACUUCAUAUCACCUCUCAUAAUUACCUAGUAAUUAUUAAAAUUAGUUUCACACACAACCACAAGAUGAUUACUUUGCACAACACCACCUUGGGCAAUGGAUCACUGAUAAAAUGUACCUCAAACUGCUGACCCCUCCUUAGAAUUCAUGAUAAAAAGUUUACCUCCCCCCUUGAGCCAAUCAGAAAUAGCCAUUGACCCCCCUUUUUUUCCCUCCUUCCUCCCUCUGAACAAAUAAUGACAGGUCCUGGUUGUACUUUUAAAUUUGGUUUGAUCAUAAUUGCUGUUUGAAGAACUUGUUUUGCAUGGUCCUUUUAUUGUGGCAUGGUAAUAAUAUUCAUGAUUUUAAAAUAAAUUCUAGUUAUUAUUUCUCAGAGAAAUGAUGUGUAGAUUUGUUUGGUGCUAAAAUGCACGCCUAUUUCAAAGCAAUUAUGAUGCAUGUUAUUGUUGCUGUUUUCCUUUGAUUCAAAUUAGGUCAAAUUUUGCAAGAUCAUUGCAAGGGAAACUGGUAUUAGCAGAAACUUUGUAAGUUUAAAUUUCUGUACCAACUUUGUGAAUUUGAAUUGUGGAAAGUUAAUAAUUGGACCUCAUGACCGAUCAUUGUGAGUGUAUCCCUUCAUCUUCUCAAUCUUGGGCUGCUUUCUUAGCCCCACCCACCCCUCCCCAUGGUCGUCUUGAUAGUCCAUAGGUCUUCUUGUUGGGGUCUUCUCCAUCUCAGUGUUAGUUCUUUUUCAUUGCAUUUCCUUGGAUGGCUUCCAUCCAAGGAUUGGCAGAUGAUGCUGGUCACCUGUCAGCAUAGAGUGUUCCCACUCCAUCUCCACAUCCCCUUGUAGAUGUUGUCUGCUAUGGCAGCAUUCUCCUUUUCAGGUAGUAACUGGUAAAAUUUACAACCUAUAGUACAUCUUAUGAUAGCCUUAAGUUGCAUGGAAUUCUUCAAAAUUCAACAAGUAAAACGAUUGCUUUACCAGUGUAAAUACUUUUUUAACCUAUUGUGCUUAAGAUAAAGGAGAACACUGGAUAGGUAAAAGAUGACAACUAUGGGCUCUUGCAAUUAGAUCAGAACAGCCUGGCAUAAACAAUUCAUUAAAAAAAAAUGUCACUUAAAUCAAAUUUGUGUGAACAGGUCAAUUCAAAUCUAAAGUUGAAAUACCAUGUUGACAGACUGUUUACAAAAUUAUUAAAAACUUCUGAAAAUAUUAUUUUAUUAAUGUUUUGACACCAUUCAUUUUUAAAGUUAGCAAUCUGGCUAGCCAGUUUCUGCUAGCUGUAACCAGCCAAGGCAUAUGAAAUUGUAAAUAUGUUUUCCUGUUUUGGCAUUUAUCUCAUUUCAUCGCAGACAAAAGAAGGCCUCCCUGCUUUACUUGUUUACAAAGGUGGACAAACUAUUGGCAACUUUGUUAAGCUGGAAGAUACCUUUGGACAAGACUUCUUUGCUUCUGAUGUAGAGAGCUUCUUGAUUGAGUAAGUGCGAACAUGGUGGGGAACUUGACUGGUUAGUUAGAGAAGAUUGCACUUAGAUGGAAGUCUUUUAAGUUUAGUGGCCCAUUGCAGCUCUGGCUCAUGCAAGGCUCUUCAGCUCAAGAAGAGCAAGAGUAUUGCUAUUCAAACAAAUUAAACUUGUUUGGCAGACAUGGCAGAGAUCUGAUAUUUUAAUUCUAGAUCUAGACUCAAUCUCACCACCCACAAAGCCAUUACAUCCAUCCAAACUGUACUAACAGACUGAAAUAAUUUCAUGUCAAAGAAUGAACCAAUGGAUCUGUGGUUUACCCUUAAACUCCCACAAGUGAUCAACAUGUAACUUCUCUCUUUAAUAUUCAUAUGUUAUCCAGCAAACAGGUUAUGAGAAUACUCAAAUCUAACACUAAAUUUCUAUGACUCAUUUACAUGGAAAUGUGUAGCAGCUAGAAAGGAGAGUUGAUAAUCAGAUCUAGCAAGUUAUAGAGGAAACAAGAGGGAGGUGUAAAUGGAAACAGAGCAAAAAGUCCUCUAUUGCAUUUAAUUGAUAAAUAUUUCUCAUGAAGGACAGGAAAAGAGACACCACUACUAGGUUUACAUACUCUCUUCUAAACACACCCAUCAACUAAUCAAAAAGCAUGUAGCAUGAUAAUAAAAAAAAAAAAUAAUAAUAAUAAUAGUAAUAAUGGUUUAUUAGCAUAUCCAUCUGAGGGGUGGCUCUUCUAUGCUACAAACUAACUACAAACUAGCUAAAAAUCUAUAUCAUUAUUCCAAAAAUUGAUAAUAUUGCAUAUUGCAUUUUAAAUAUAACAAUUAUCUAAGGCUUCUAUGUAAGGAUUGACUUACAUAUUUAAAAAUAUUGGUACUAUCUUGAAUAUAUUAUAUAAAUAAUACAAAAUCAUUGUUUAGAAUAAUGUCAAUGCCUAUGAAACUGCUUUUCCUCAACAUGAUACUAGCACUUUAAAGAACAGCUUAUUAAUUACAGUUCACCAUUACCAUACAUGUUCAUCUUCAAUGCAAUUUCUUUUUCUUUUUCAGAAAUGACAUUUUAACUGAGGAAUUGGAAUGCCAGUUGACAGCAAGUGUGACAGCUAAAAAAGAGGAUGAUAGCGAUAGUGAUUUAGACAUAGACUGACAAAUCCAUGUCUAACACUCAAUUUUGAUUGUGUAGUCUGAGAGUGGCCCUAAGAAGGAUUGAUAUCAGUAUUUAGGACUGAAGUUUCAACAACUAUGGCAAUAGUCAUGAUUUUAUUCAAUUUACUGUGUUAUAUCACCUUUAACCCUUUACCUCUCAGAAGUUGUCAAUAUGCGACUAUGUAACUUCUUACUAUUAUAUCCAUAUGUUAGCCAGCAAACUGGUAAUGAGAAUACUCAAACUCAUCAUGUAGAAGUUGUUAUUUGUUAUCUUGAUCUAACACCAAAUUCUUGUUACUAAUUUACAAGAGAAUGUUUAGAAGUUCUAGUGGAGAAUUAUCAAUCAGAUCUUUGUAGUUAAAGGGUUAAGGUAACAUAGGAAAAUAUUGUUUUAAAUUUGCAGAACUUUUGAGUCAUCAGCUGCUCUGUUCCCUUGUCUUCUUCACUAGAAGACAGUACCUCCCUGUGGUUGCUAAUUUAAAGCCAUUAUAAAUUAUUUGAUAAUAAGUAAUAUAAUAUGCAGUUAAGCACACACCAUAAGCAUUUGUUAUCAUUGUAAAAAAAAAAUAUAUAUAUAUAUAUCUACUAAGUAUAUAAAGCUUCUAAAAAUUGUUUUGCAACAUAAACAAGAAAGAGAAUUGCUUUUUAUCAAUUGCUUGCAACUGCAGCAAAUUUAAAAGGUUGCACUCUGAUGAAGAGUUAAUGCUGCCAAUCUAUGUAUCUACCUUUUGAAUUUGCUCAGGAGGUUCAAUUUCCUUUUAUUAGGAGGAAAUUAUAUUAAUUAAAACUGCUUUGUGUAUAUAUUUUGGGUUUUCUUUGUCAUUUACCAAACAUUUGUGGAGACAUUCAAACUAAACUUUCAGUAUACUGUGAAAGGUCAUUUUUACCUCUAACUUUCAAAUCAAGUUCUGGAAGUAAUAUAUUUUUAUAACAAAGAUUUAUUUCAAUUUACUGCUCUACAGUAAACUACUUCUGACAGGUAUUUUAGUUGCUAUAAUCAAAUAAAUGUGUUAACAUCAAUAAUAAGUAUUCAGAAUCUGAUUCAACAGCCUCAAUGCUUUUUCAUCAAUUUAUCACUUUAACUCCCAUGAGUGACCAAGACAGAAUUUCUCCUUACUCUAUCUAGACAAUAUCAUGCAGACAAGUGAUAAGAAUAAGGAAAAAUAUCAAUUAUAGGAUUACUUAUUGAUCUGAUACCAAAUUCUCCAAACUAACAUAAUGAUAAUUAUUUGGCAGAUAGUAAGGAGAAUUACUAAUGAGAUAUUGGGAGUUAAAGGGUUAAUUAGAUGCCAUGUUGCCAUGUGUCUGUUCAACAAUUUAGCAAAGAUGAUGUCAAACUAUGAUAAGAGUCAAAAACUGGCACUCAAGGCUCAGCUGAGUGUGUCAUAGAUGUUCUUACCAAAUACUGACAUCUUCUGUGAUCUAGUAACCCUUUAAGUCCCACUAGUGACCGAGACAGAAUUUCUCCUCACACUAUCAGUAUAAUACCAAGCAGACAUGUAAUGAGAAUAAAGAAAAUAUCAAUUAGGGGAUUAUUAGUUGAUCCAAUACCAAAUUCUCCAAACUAACAUUAUAUGAACUGUAUGGUAGACAGUAAGGAGAAUUACUUAGGAGAUCUUGGGAGUUAAAGGGUUAAGGAACAGACCCGUAACAACAUGGAGUCAAUUGUUUUACACAUUGUUAAUGGAGAUGUCAUUUAUGCGCAUCUGUCCUCCAAUAGAUCAUAGGUAAGAACAAAUAAAAAUGCAAAUAUAAAUAAGCUUAUUGUAUG